UAUUUUACGUGGAGACACGAGGAGAAUGUGCAGCAUGGCGCUACUGGACCAACACAGAGCACUCAAGUUUCUGGAGAAGAUUGGAAUAAUAGAGGGAAAAGCACUUCUCGCCCAAGACCCGGUGCUCUUUCUCAAUACCAUAAUUCGUUCCUUUACGACUCAUCUACCUUUCCAGUGUGUGAGCCUGAUGGCACAGGCAGAGGAGGAGCGACAUGUGCCCAGCCUGGAGGAGAUAAUAGAAGCUGGGCUCAGCCUGGAGGGAGGAUUAUGCUUUGACCUCAACGUUUUCAUGUACAUCCUCCUUAGUGCCUUUGAGCUUAAAGUACAUUUUCUCGAUGGAUCAUACAGUGCAUCGAAGGAUCUUCACACUCAUGUUGUUGUGCUUGUUAAGGACCUCAGGUGUCCUGGGGAUGAUCAUUUCAUCGACGUAGGGUGCGGCCAUCCUUUCCUGGAGGCAGUGGCCGUGAACAGUUUGCCAGUCACAUUCUAUCAAGCCGGUCUCAAGUAUACCUAUUGUAGAAAGGGUGAUCUGGUGCUCCGUCUCCACCACGAUCAUAACCUUGGAAAUGAUCCGGCUGUGAUGGUGGGAGAAUUGCGUCAAUUUUUCCACUUCUCGUUAAACCCUGUUGACCUUAAGUUCUUCUAUUCAAACAUGGACAAAGUCUACAUCAGCGAGAAAAGGAGCGUCUUCCUACAGGGAAUACGUGCUGUCAGGUUCCCACAAGCAGAUUCAUUGCCAACGAAGGAACUCAGUACACUUGGAGGGGCAACUAGUAUUGCUAAUGAAAAUUCUGGUAUUUGUGAGCAUGAGUCAAAUCUACAAAGAGAGGAAAAUAGCUUGAAUACAAAAGAUUCAGAAACACUAAGUGAAAAUUCUUUGGAAAUAUUGGGUGACAUAGCAAAAAAUGCAUGUAAACCUGAGAGCUCAGAGGGUGAAGCAGAGGAUAGGGACUCUGCAGAACAUGAAAGGAUCAUGGUGGCUAUGAAAGAUCAGAGUCUUCUGCUGGGUCGGAUAGAUGCAGCCAUCAAGACCAAAGUGAGUGUAGAUGAAUGGACUGCCACAUUGAAGCACUACUUUCCUACCAUCCCACCAGCCAAGGUAGACCUUGCUGUACAUAGGAUGGUCCAGAAACUUAACCUUCAGUGAUGAUGGAACUCUCAUCUUAGGUUUAUUCAUCAUUCUCUUGCAAAUAACUGUGUCACAUCUUGAGAAAACAAAAAUUUAAUUUUUUUGCAAUGUGUCAGGAAAUUUUUAAAUAUAUCCUUGACCAUAUGGGUUUAGAACUUCUUUCCUGACAAGCUGAGUUUUCAGUACCUUUACAAACCAGUUUUUAUUUUUUUUUUUUUUGAUGAGGAUAAAUUCCCACUUUCCCUUUAUGGGUGUCGACUGAUAAUGUACUACUUUUUAACCAACCUGCUAUUUAUUGUUGGAAUAAUUAUACAGUACCUUUUGUGCUUAUUUGAUUCUACUGUCAAUUGAUUGUAUUUUAAUAAUAACUGUUCUUGAAAUGUGAAGUGAUUAUUCCUCUUAAGAGUUUUUAGAUCAGUUUAUUUGUUGAGGAUUAACUAAUGAUUCAAAUAAGAGAACAGAAUUUAAUAAAACUGCAAAAUGUGCCUGGUAAUUAAUUUAUUUUUACUAAUGGACUCAGCUCUUAGGAAGAAUGAAUAGACCAAGAGACAUACAAUACUUUUGACCCCAAAUUUACUGUUAUUGUAUUAAUCUCUACAACAGGGUUACAAUGUAAACCAGGAUUGCCAGCACCUGGGGAAGAAUAUAGAAUGCUUUUUUAAAUAAUUUUCCCUUUAGAUAUCUUUACCUCCAAUUGCUCAAUUUCAACAGUUAAAUUACAAUUAUAAACAAUUAAAAACCUGAAAUUUAUUAACCUAAUAUUAUUUCUUUGUAUGAAAUAUGUCGAGUAUAUAGGUCAUACAAUUAUACAGUUCACUACAGUAAACCCUCGAUAAAACGAAUAUCAGCUGAAAUGAACAAAAAAAAUCUAGCUGGACGAAGGCUGCACAUGACCAUUUAAUGGGGCGUCUUAAUUAAAAUAGCCAUGAAAUGGACAUCAUCAUCUAUAUUGCAUGGCUGUCUGGUCCAGUCAUACCCUUGACACAAUGAACCAACUCCACUUAAUCACAGAUUUGUCCAGUCCAGGCUACAUCUAUUUUUAGUUCCAGAGCAAUGGAGCCAACGAUACGGCCCACGUCAAUUUGUUAUUGUCUGUGCGCAGGCUCACAUGCCAUCGUCGUUUUGUCUCCAAUUUUCCCUGGAUUUAGCGUUUUUAAUCGUUCUACAAAUUAUUCAGUACAGUGUAAUUAAUAAUGGCCUCAAAAACAAGUGAUGGUCCCAAGAAAAAACGUGAGACUUUCACUGUUAGGUAGAAACUGGAAUUAAUAAGGAAGCUGGAGGCUGGCAUUUUACUGGCCCAGGUAUAUGAAGAGUAUGAUAUAGCAAAACAGUC
Cherax quadricarinatus is the source of this 2462-nucleotide messenger RNA. RefSeq lists its product as uncharacterized. Lineage: Eukaryota; Metazoa; Arthropoda; Malacostraca; Decapoda; Parastacidae. The record is from RefSeq and is a predicted model, not a curated record. Gene Ontology annotation, molecular function: acetyltransferase activity.